UUACGGGUGAAGGUUAGGGUGAAUGGAAGGCAGGGGGAGGAGAUAUGGAGCACAAGUGAGUCCGGAGAGAUCCAAGGUAUGGACGGAGCCUUCGCCGAAGCAUCAGAUUCAGCGGCAGCAAGGGGGGAAGGUUCCGGUGGUGUAUUAUCUCUGCAAGAAUCAUCAUCUCGAGCACCCUCACUUUAUUGAGGUCCCCGUCUCUUCGUCUGAAGGCCUUUAUCUUAAAGAUGUGCUUAAUCGGCUUGUUGUUUUGAGAGGGAAGCGGAUGCCUAAAUUGUAUUCUUGGUCCUGCAAGAGGAGCUACAAGAACGGAUUUGUAUGGCAGGACCUCUCUGAGGAUGAUCUCAUACUUCCAACCCAUGGAAAUGAAUACAUUCUCAAGGGUUCUGAGCUUUUGGAUCAGACCCCUCCAGAUAGGCUUCAAGACAAUAGCAAUAACCCGAGGCUGCAAAAGUAUGUUCCUCCGCAACAAGAUCAGUCCACAUCUUCUAGACUACAGGAGGCCUCUUCUUCUUACUCUUCUCCUGUCAGUACAGUGAGAGAGGGAAAGUCUCCAUCUCCACCACCACACAGAACACUUACUCCUCAGGAAGAUGAUAACUCUAUUCCUCAAAGUUCAUCUCCAGAAAGAGGCUUCCCCAACUUUGGAGAUUGCAGGGUUUUCAUGCUCAGUGGAGCUCAGGAUGCUUCAACCCAAACAGAGGAAAGAGGAGAAAGGAGGGAAGAUGAGACAAGGAAUCAAACCACCGGUGUCUCAACUGGUGAUGAUUUGACCAAUGUGAUCCAGCAGAACCUGGAUACUCCAUCCAAUGAUGCUAUUAAAGAGAUCUCCCCAAGCAGAACUCCAUCAAGUGCAUCAUCUGGAAAUAAGAUUGACACCUUAGAAUCAUUGAUAAGGGCUGAAGUGAACAAAUUCAAUAGCUUCAGGAUAAUUGAGGAAGAGGUUGUUCCGACGAAACUAAAGUUGAAGAGAACAAAUGUCCUUCUACAACUGCUCACUUGUGGAUCAACCUUGGUUAAGGAUCACCAAAGCUUAGGGUUUAUACCUACUUACAAGCCCAGGUUCUUGAAUAUGAGAUUAGGGACAACAUUCCCGAGUUCAACGACGCUAAGAGAGCUUGAGUACAUGACGGGGGGGUCGAGGGUGUUGAGGUUGGGGACUGAAAGGACUUCUUUUAGCAGAAAUUCUGCUGAAAACUACCUAACUUACAGAGACAGUGGUGUUGAAGCAUCAACCAGUAUCAAUUGCACACCUUUAUACAAUGGGGACAUGAGUUGCAGGUCACCUGAUUUAAAAGGAAAUAAGGAAAAGUCUGCAGAUUUGGUAGGCUCUAACUCUCCAUCAAUUCAAAAUCUUUCCAGCAAGGCAAUGCUAAAUGGAACUUUUAGGUCACCUAUAUUAGAUUCUAGAAGCUCUUUGGCUCAACAAAGUCAUGAAAAAUCCCCAUCUACGAGUUCAUUAAGCUCAAGUAAAAGGACCGACGAUCUUACCACAGCAAAAGGAUCAUCUGUAAGGGUGGAAUCUAUUCAAGAAGAAACUGAAAGGACAAUCACGAUUGAGGAAAGGCUUGCUUCAGGAGCUCGGAUUAUAAUUCAGUCGAGAGUUCCUCCUGAUUAUAGUGAGAAAACUGCUGAUUCUUGAAAGGAAGGUUUUCUUUGUAAAAAGUAAUUGAAUUCUGCACUUCCUAGUCAGUUGCGCAUGGAGCGAGUUUCUUUUUUUUUCCUUGAAUUUUGUUGCAUGUUCUAAUUUUAUUCAAUUUAUUACCUAUAUCAAUUGUGUAGCAUAACCUUAAUUCUUAGUACUGAAAGAUUCCUGAUUCAGAGUGCC
Messenger RNA from Phalaenopsis equestris, 1828 nucleotides. RefSeq lists its product as uncharacterized. Bases 23 to 1642 code for a protein of 539 amino acids. The transcript is spliced from 6 exons. NCBI's taxonomy places the organism in Eukaryota, Viridiplantae, Streptophyta, Magnoliopsida, Asparagales, Orchidaceae. The record is from RefSeq and is a predicted model, not a curated record.